AUGAUUGAUAUCAGUUUAUCAAGAGCUGAUUUAUCGAAAUGCGUCCAAUUAACAACACCACUUAAUAAACUAAAAAGAAAAUGGGUAAUAGCUUUAGUAACAGUGAUUCAAGUAACCCUUCAAGCGACAACUCAAGCUUUAAAAAAGGCUAUAAAGCUUUAUAAUUCACUGGGCACACGAUCUGAAACAGAGCUUAAUAAUUUGAUAAAUAGCAUUGGAGGAAUGUUUCGCAUUGGUUUCGAAGUAGAUGGAAUUGUUUUGGAAUGGAGUACUGGUGCCGCUGGUCCUCAUCUUAUUUAUCUAAAGAUCUAUUGUCAAUUACAAUUCAAAUUUUAUCCAUUAUAUCAACAAUAUAUAAAAAGUUUUGUUACAAAUAUUGGUGUUAUUCCUUUCCAAAAAUUACAAAUUAUUGCUCAAAAUUCGUGCUUUAUAUCUUACAAUCCACUAAAUCACAAUUGCCAACAUUUUAUUGAUAAAAUGCUCAAAGCACCUGAUUUAGAAUUUCAUCCUGAAGGCGAAUUCAAAAAUUUUCUGGACAGAAUUAUUAAUUAUGCAGAUGAUAACUUCUUGUUCCAAAAGAUAGUUUUCUUUUUGAGAGAGGAGCUUGAUCAAUAUGCUGAACAGAAUUGGGAUAAAUUCAAAUAUUUGGGAUAA
This is a messenger RNA of Dentiscutata erythropus, 654 nucleotides long. Lineage: Eukaryota; Fungi; Glomeromycota; Glomeromycetes; Diversisporales; Gigasporaceae. The record is from the annotation of a GenBank genome assembly.